UUCUAAUGUGAUGCUGUUGUAUCUUGUUUGUUUGUGAAUUCUCUUCUUUCUCGUUUACUUUGGCUAAGUUUGCAGUGAGAACUUUCGGUGGAGUUUUAUUAAAUGGUCGAUUCGGAGUUUCAUGAAGAUGCUUGAUAUUGAGCCUGUGAAAGAUGAUUAGAACUGUUUCACGUGAAUUGAAUAAUUGAAAGGGAAAAUCUUGCCGUUUUUUUUUCUCUUUAGAUAAUCACAACUUGAAAGGAAUUAACAAAUGGCGCGAACAGGCCCUUUCUUAAGUAUGCGGCCGCCAGCAGACACCGCUACUGGAGGCGCUAAAAGAGUUCUCGCCGGCAACAAACAGGUUGCCCGCCCAAGCUUGGUCGGGCCCAAUUAGCAUCCCCAACUUGGAGAAAACAUAACCGCAUUGACCAUAGUUGCCUUGACGCGGAGAGACGUGUCCUUCAAACGGAGAUGUCACUGAGCUCUAGCUAUGUCAAGCUCCCACCUUCACCUGCACAACCCAACACACCAAGCAAGGACCUGAAGGAUUGGAACGCACUCAUCAAGCGCCAUGCCAAGCUCAAGAACGACAAUGCGAUCCUCUCGACCUAUGCCCACAUGCUGUCUUUACGCAUAUCCCCGGACAAGGCUACGUUGCCUCUGGUGCUCAAGGCCUGCUGGAGGUUGAAUGAUGUCGAACUAGGCAAGAGAAUUCAUUCGAGCAUUCUGGGUACAGGUUUGAUGGAGGAUGUGCGAGUGGCUACUUCUCUUGUCGACUUUUAUUGCAAGUGCGGACUCGUUGAGGAUGCUUGGUAUGUGUUUGAUAGAAUGACUGAGAGAGAUGUUGUUUCGUGGAAUACGAUGAUAAAUGGGUACGUGGGUGUGGAUGAUCACGAGGAGGCGAUUUCAGUGUUCCUGGAAAUGGGGAGGCAGAGUGUGAAACCGAGUUCUCGUACUGUUGUGGCAUUGCUUUUGGCCUGCGGGGAAGCGAUGGAGUUGAGAAUGGGGCAGGAAUUACAUUGUUAUUCUUUGAGGAGUGGGCUAUUUCAUGAAUACCCUCAUGUUGGAACUGCUUUAAUAGGGUUUUAUGCGAAGUUUAACGUGAAGGUUUCACACAAUGUGUUUGACACGAUGGAGGUGAAGAACAUGGUGAGUUGGAAUGCAAAUAUAAUGGGUUAUUUUGAAGCUGGCGACUACUUAAUGGUUUUAAAGCUUUUUGUGAGGAUUCUAGAGAAUGGGGGCGAAGUUGAUGAGGUCACCAUGUUGAUAGUGAUUCAGGCCUGCACAGAGCAUGGAUCUCUUGGUCUGGCAAUGCAAAUUCAUCAAAUGGCUAUUAAGUCUGAACUAAGUUGUGAUGUCUACUUGGCAAAUGCAUUACUGCAUAUGUAUAGUAAGCUACAGAAACCAGAGUUUGCAUAUGAAGUAUUUAAAUCUGUUCCUACCUGUGAUGUUGUGCUGUGGAAUUCGAUGCUGUCUACAUACAUUGAUUUCAGCUGUCCUGAAGAAGCUCAGAGUUUGUUCUUGAGAAUGCUAACUGAGGAUGUCGAGGCAGACGAAAGAACUAUUAUUCUCAUGUUGUCUUCAUGUGCAGACUUAGCAGAUGGGAUGAGAUUUGGUAGAAGUUUACAUGCGCAUGUGAUUAAGGCUGGUAUGCUUAUUGAUGUAUCUCUCGGUAAUGCACUUUUGAAUAUGUACGAAGAGACCAAUUGUAUCGAAGCUGUUAAGAAGGCUUUUACUCAUCUGCCAGCCGUUGACGUAGUAUCUUGGAACACUUUAAUUGCAGCAUUGGCCAAUAGCAACUCAAAAGUUGAAGCAUUGGAAAUCUUUCUAAGGAUGCAUGAGUCCGAAAUCAAGCCCAACUCUUACACAAUUAUAUCAAUUCUUGCUUCCUGUGAUGAUGCACCUUCACUCAACAUUGGCCGAUCUAUCCAUGGCUAUGUAAUUAAGCAGGGCAUUGAUAUUAAUAUACCCUUGAACACUGCACUGACAGAGAUGUACAUGGACUGUGGUGAUGAAGUGACAGCGCGGAAUUUGUUUGACUGCUGCUCCAACAAAGAUAUAGUCUCAUGGAAUUCUUUGAUUGCCAGUUACAUUAGAAACAACCAGACUCACAAGGCUCUGCUACUCUUUAGACGUUUGAUCUCAGAAACUGAACCUAACUCAGUCACGCUUAUAAAUGUUCUAUCGUCAUGUAUCCACCUAGCUGAUCUUCAUCUAGGCCAGUGCAUUCAUGCUUACAUAACCCGGAGGGAGUCAUCUAUUGGUUCUGAUGCAUCCCUUGCAAAUGCGCUGAUAACUAUGUAUGCAAAAUGUGGCAGUCUGCACAAUGGCGAAAAAGUUUUUAAUUUGAUUUGGCAAAAGGAUGUUAUCUCAUGGAAUGCUAUGAUAAUUGGCUAUGGAAUGCAUGGUCAGGGAGAAGGCGCUAUAUCUACCUUUCGACAGAUGCUGGAAGAUGGUAUGAAACCAAACAGUGCAACUUUCGUAUCUAUUUUAUCUGCUUGCAGCCAUUGUGGAUUGAUAGAGGAGGGGUUGCUUCUUUACAAUUCAAUGUUUCGCAAGUUUAAGGUGAAGCCUGAACUUAUUCACUAUGGUUGUGUGGUUGAUCUUCUUGGGCGUGGUGGCCACUUAGAUGAAGCUCUAAAUUUUGUCAAUUCAAUGCCUAUUGAAGCUGAUGCUUUAGUGUGGAGAGCUCUGCUUAGCGCUUGUCAAGUCCAUUCUAAUACCAAGCUUGUCAAGCUUGUCUUUGAGAAAAUUGUUGAAUUGGAGCCUACAAAUGAGGGAAAUUAUGUUUUGCUCUCAAAUAUCUAUGCUGCCGCUGGCGUUUGGUCAGACGUCCGGCUUAUAAGGGCAUGGCUGAAAGAGAAAGGUCUAAGAAAACCUCCAGGAAUUAGUUGGAUUGUUAUAAGAAAUCAAGCUCAUGUUUUCACUGCCAGAGAUCAGUCACAUCCCCAGACGGAUUUGAUUUAUGCAAUUUUAAGUUCUUUGUCGUGCUCCAUCAAGGACGCUGGAUAUGUUUCUGAUAUCCAAUGGAUACUGCUUGAUGAAGAGAGUUAGGUACACAUUCAGAGGAUCUGUUGCACAUCGAUGAGCUGUUAAACAUUCAAAGUCUCCGGUCUCCCUUGUUGCUGUUCACCACCACAAUCAAUUACAGAGAGCUUUGAGCUUCUCUGCAAAGAAGAUCGGAGUCAUUGAUUCAACCCAUUCGAAACAGUUGACUUUCACACAGCCAAACAUGUCGAUGUACUACAGAGGGUAAAGUCGAUUUCACAUCAUUUUAUUUCUCUUUCUCUCGUGCUUAGGUUCUUGUCGAUAUUGCAUACACUCCUCAAUGAUUAUGUCUAAUUAGCUCAUUUUCUAUGCG
Messenger RNA from Rhodamnia argentea, 3340 nucleotides. RefSeq names its product putative pentatricopeptide repeat-containing protein At3g01580. The record is from RefSeq and is a predicted model, not a curated record. Bases 451 to 3033 code for a protein of 860 amino acids. Lineage: Eukaryota; Viridiplantae; Streptophyta; Magnoliopsida; Myrtales; Myrtaceae. Gene Ontology annotation, biological process: RNA modification. Gene Ontology annotation, molecular function: RNA binding; protein binding. The transcript has a single exon.